AUGGCAAAACACCUUGUGGAUCUCUACCAAAAAUCAUUUAAGGGAAAGGUAAAAGUGGAGACAAAUUUUGCUGACUAUGAUAGUCCAAUUGAUGUGACUCAUUUGGAUGUAUCUGAUUUCUUUGCUGAUCCAAAUAGAAAUAUUGACCAUUUGAUUGGGGAGUCGGUUAUUAAGCGUCUACAACUUAUUGCAUUUGGUUGUGAACCUGAUAUUUCUUACCUACGGGUCUUUGAUUGUGCUGUCCAAGUUCCUAUUUCACCCCCUUCCCUCCCCCCUACAAUAAAAGUGACAAAGUCAUAUGCUCCAGUAAAAAAUAUUCCAGCAAAGAUUGAUGUUUAUGUAGGACAAUCUAUUGUGCACUUGCUCGAGAAAAGCUUUGAAACGGAGAACAAGCUGGAGCCAGAUCGCAAAACUCAGCUGGCUAAGAAGCUAGGUCUGCAGCCGCGGCAGGUGGCGGUGUGGUUCCAGAACCGCCGUGCACGAUGGAAGACCAAACAGCUCGAAAGGGAUUAUGAUCAACUCAAGUCCUCAUAUGAUUCUCUAGCGUCCAAUUAUGACUCCAUUCUCAAAGAUAAUGAGAAACUGAAAGCUGAGAAUCACAUAGAAAUUUUUUAA
This is a messenger RNA of Olea europaea var. sylvestris, 615 nucleotides long. Its product is annotated as homeobox protein pnx-like. Lineage: Eukaryota; Viridiplantae; Streptophyta; Magnoliopsida; Lamiales; Oleaceae. Gene Ontology annotation, molecular function: DNA-binding transcription factor activity, RNA polymerase II-specific; sequence-specific DNA binding. Gene Ontology annotation, biological process: positive regulation of DNA-templated transcription. The coding region runs from base 1 to 615 and encodes 204 amino acids. The transcript has 6 exons. The record is from RefSeq and is a predicted model, not a curated record. Gene Ontology annotation, cellular component: nucleus.